Molecule: messenger RNA, 1878 nt
Organism: Malassezia vespertilionis
Lineage: Eukaryota; Fungi; Basidiomycota; Malasseziomycetes; Malasseziales; Malasseziaceae
Exons: 1
Coding region: 1-1878 (625 amino acids)
Cellular component (GO): membrane
Molecular function (GO): hexosyltransferase activity
Source: RefSeq, a predicted model, not a curated record
AUGCGUUUGACCCAUGCUGGGAUGGCACCGCCGAACCGGGAUGCCGCCGAGAAUAACGCGGGAUUCCCGGAGCAUCCCCUGUCUAUGGUCCCAUUACAGUGGUCCAAAACCGUUUCGUUUUUGCGGGGAAUUGGGGAUAAUGACGUGAGCGGCGACAAUCUCGCGCAGGGCUCGUCUGAGCGCGACGGGUUCUUGCCGUACACAUAUCCCGGCAAAGAGCAUUCGCGGCGACGCAGCCGGUGGUCGAAUUGGAGAGAGUACCCAUGGAUCCGCGCGCCUGUUAUGCGGUGUCUGAUCCAGGUACGCCGCGCAUACAUUGUGUACAAAAAGAGCCCAAUUUUGAGCCUGGCCUUUCUUGUGCUGCUAACCGUUCUGGGUCUCACAAUCGGCUUUGCCACCAAGUACCUCUUGGAUCCAGACAAAGAAAGAAUGCCAUGGCGUGAGUUCUGCAAUGCUCAGCCAGAGUUUGUACUUGCAGACGUCGCGCAUUUGGCGCCUGUAAACAUACUUGUAGGCGUCAUGUCCUACGACGCCGCUUUUUCGCGGCGCAUGGUGAUCCGCGACACGUAUGCAAGAAUGACUGUGCCGCGACACCCAGAAACAGACGUGCCGCUUGGAAACGUCGCUGUGAAAUUUAUACUGGCACGCCCGCGAAAGAACUUGGCACAUCGCAUUGCGCUCGAAAUGGAAAUGUACAAUGAUAUUGUGGUGCUCGACAUGGCCGAAACGCAAAAGAGCACAAAGACCCUCAACUUUUUUCGGUGGGCGGCCGAGAAUGGGACGAUGCCUGUGCUGGUCCCUGCCGAGAGCAGCAGUUUGCACCCCUCUGUCUCGCUCGACGGAAAAUACCAAGUCCAGUACCAGCUAGCAGACUACGUGCUCAAAGCCGACGACGAUGCGUUUAUCGUCUUGGACCAGUUGGAGCUGCGCCUGCGUGCCGCGCCGCGGCGAAUGGCAUUUUGGGGAUACCUUGUCCGCAAACAAUUCAUGGCCGGCGAGCUGUAUGGACUUUCCCAGGACCUUGUACAGUACAUUGCCACCUCGCCCAAUGUCGCGCGCUCACGCGCGGGCAAAGAGGACUCGAAAAUGACAGAAUGGAUCAAGAUGCACCCCGACGCGGCGCGCAUUGCGUGGGUCGCAGAAAUGUGCUGGAUCUACGACCACCCACGAUCCUGGACGCCGUAUGCACACGGAUUUCUCUUUCCUGAUCACGUCCGCAAGAUCAAGGAUGAAUUCCGAGCGGGUAUUUCGCCCCAGGAGCUGGCGCGGCGAGAAGGUCCAUACCAAGCGCGGUCCUAUUCAACCACGAGCAAGUGGCGGGUCGCGUACCAACCUCCCCAGCCAGACCUGAGCGUUGAGGAAAGCGUCGAGGCACUGAUCGAAGGUGGCGGGCGCUGGAAGGGGCAUUGGUACCGCUCGCCGCACGAUCUAGAUUCGCAGCAGUGGUACAUGUACAGCGACGCUGUGUUUAGUGCAAAUGACGCGCGCCUCUUUGCCGACCGCAGCGAGCCGCAUCUCAACAAUGCAUUUGACUUUGAGCCAAACUAUGGUCUCGCAUCCUACCAUCACCUCGCUAGCCCUGUGCCAAAGGGCAAGUUUGUACACAUUACAAACCCAUACGGCGCAAACUAUGAUCCGUUCACCACAAGCCUGCGCAAUGCCCGGUAUCUCGAUAAUGCGGUGGGCAGAACAGUGGCGGUACACUAUGUGAAGAAGGACGAAUGGCUCUGGGAGACUGCACUUGCGCUCUUGGGGCGCGAUCAAGCGUGGGAGCAUGCAAGUGGCGGCGCUGGUCGUGCAUGGCGCAUGUACGGUAGCCCGAUUGUGGAUACGUCCUCUGUGUCGCGGUUGUCGAUCCACCUUGGGCGGCGUCCGUAG